This is a messenger RNA of Paramecium pentaurelia, 2588 nucleotides long. NCBI's taxonomy places the organism in Eukaryota, Ciliophora, Oligohymenophorea, Peniculida, Parameciidae. The record is from the annotation of a GenBank genome assembly.
AUGUCCAAUAUGGUGAUCGCGAAAAACUUUUUUCUUCCUCCUCAUUAUUUGGUUGAGAUGAGAUUUGAUGUUUAUGAAUUUUCUUGGCAUGAUAUUCACUUAGUUUUGUUCCUAGAUGAUAAGGAGUUCUAUUUUAAUUAUUAAAGGAAUACUUUUUUUACAUGUGAUAGUAAUUAUAUGAGUUAAUACUAUAUUUCGACCUCAAACUUUCAUUUUGGUUCAACUCUUUUAAUUAAAAUUUUUCAUGCUUCUUAUUCAGAUCCAUCCGAUUAUUGGGGAAUUACUAAUUUUGAAUUAUUCAUUCUUUAAUGUCCUUCAAAAUGUCAUUCUUGUAAUGAGGUUGGAAUCUGCAAUGAUUGGACUUUAAGAUUCAAGCUAAUUGUUGUAGGAGAAUCAAUUGAAUAUUUUUCGAAAAUAUAAUUAAAUGAUUAGGAAAAUAAUUAAGAUAUUUUUAACUUCCAUCCUUUUUGCAUGAGUAUUUGAUUUGUGGAUAAUUUUAAAAGAUUUAAACUUUUGAUGAGUAAUUUCAACAUAAUAUUCCUGAUUUAUUGAUAUCAAUAUAAAUAUAAUUUGACCAUAUACUUAGUAUUGAUCCUUAUUUCGGAAUAUUAGAUUUCGAAAUAUUCAGUGAUGCUCUAAUAGUUGAGGAUAUAGAUAUUUGUAAUGAUCAGAACAUUAAUCCGUUUGAUGGAUGUUUUAAUUUACAAUUUGAUUGUUGUGAAGGCUGUAGUAAUUGCGUAAAUGGUCAGUGUAUAGAAUGUAAUAUUAAUUGGUUGUAUGAUCCUAUAAAUUAUAAUUGUUAUAGUUACUGUGGUGAUGGCAUAAUUGUUGGAUUAGAGGAAUGCGAUGAUUCCAAUUCCAUUCCUUAUGAUGGUUGUUAUUAAUGUCAAUUCUCAUGUCCUUUAAAUUGUAUUCAAUCUUAGUAUGGUUAAUGUUAAAUUUGUAAUGCUUUAUUUUAAUAGAUUAAUAAUAAUUGUAUCCUACAUUGCCUUAAUAAUAAGAGUGGUAAUUUGAUAAAUUAUUAAAAUAUGAAUAUAAUGACUGAAUGUUUACCUAUUAAUCAUCAUUGCUUAUUAAAAUGCUUUGAGUUUUAUUAUUCAUUUUGCAUAACAUCUUUGCCUGAUUGGAAUUUAAUUAAUUAAUAAUGUAUUUAUGAAUGUGAAAAUGAGGUAGUAGCAGAUUUUAAUGAUUAUUGUAGUGAUGAUAAUAAUGAAAUUUAGAUUAGUGUCAUAGUUGUAAAUAUUAAUGUUAAGAGAGUUGUAUUGAUUGUCUUGAUGGAACAUGUUUAUAAUCAUACUUUGAAGAACUCAAAAUUGAAACUUGUAAUUUUGGAUUUUAUUAGAUUGAUAAUAAAUGUUUGUCUAUUUGUGGAGACUUAAUUGUAGCUUCAGAUGAAAAAUGUGAUGAUUAAAAUAACGAACCUUUUGAUGGAUGUUUUAAAUGUUAAUUAUCAUGUCCAUUAAACUGUUAAGGUUGUUUUGAUGGAUAAUGCAUAAAUUGCGAAAAUGGUUAUUUCUUGGAAAAUAAUAAAUGUUAAGAGCAGUGUGGAAACGGCAUAAAGACUCAGAAUGAACAAUGCGAUGAUGGAAAUAUAUUUAUUGAGGAUGGAUGCUCAGAAAUAUGUUAAAUAGAAAUCUUUUGGAAAUGUAUAAAUGAUUAAAAGUUUUCAAAUUAAUAAUCCAACUGUAGAAAUACAAUUUUUGAAUACCACUUUUAAUAAAUAAUUUAUUUUAAUUACAAGUUCUCAAUAAGUAAGAUUAACAGAAAACCAUCAAAACUUAACCUAAAACCUUAAAACUUAAAUUAUAAAUGUUAGUCGCCUGGAUUAUAAUAUAACUUUUGAUGUUGAAGCUGAACCAACUUUUGAAGAACCAAAUGAAAUUUAAUACUUAUUUACUAUUGAAUUUCUAAAAUAAUUAGAAGUUGAACUAAUUUUUCACAUUUAAUUUAAUAUUACAUUGGUCAAUAAUUAUGGUUUAGAAAUAUUGAAAAAAGAAUAUUAAAUUAAAUUGACUAAUCCUAUUGUGUUAAGCAAAGCUUAGAAGGAUCUUUCAAAAAAUACAGGUAAAUUUAACAUAAUAAUGUUAAUAAUACUUGGUAUUUCAGGAUUUAUAAUUUUAUUAUCUGGUAACCCAUAGGAUUGUUUUGAAGUGCUUGAUGCUUUAUAAUAUUAAUCAUUUCUCAGAUUUAUUAAUAUUGAUUUUCCAGAAAAUCUCUUUAUAUAUUUUGAAUCUUCAGAAUUCAUUUCAAUUCAACCAUUGUUAGUUAAAUUUAAUUUAGUUCAUUUAUUUUAAUAAAUAUUUGGUUCAGAAUUUUUAGAGUCAUUUGGAAAGUUUUACUUUUACUAAAUUAAUGCAGAUUUACUUAUUAAUUUACAAAGUUAAAUUUGGUAAAUUCUAGUUUUGUUGAUUCUAUUUAUCUUUUAUAUUCUUUAUAAGAAGAUUUUUUCAAAGCAAUUUUUCUCAUCAAGACAAUUAAUUUAGAUUUAAAAGAGAAAUUCUCUAAUUUUAAAUAGAAUUGUAAUUUUUCUUUAUUAAAUCAACAAAAUUAUUUUAGGAUUAGACAAAAUAUAUACAAAAAAGGAUUGA